ACAACAAGGACGAGGCCCCGGAUCGAUCGAAGAAGCAAGCAACCGCACCCAAACCCUAGCCGAGCUCAGCCGACGCCGCCUCCUCCUCCUCCUCCUCCCGAUUCUUGUGGCGUGCGACGUGCCGGUGCCAUGGCGCUGCUCUCUCCCUCCAGCACUUCGCGGCAGGAUCUGUCGCCGCCGGCGGACUCUCUACUUCCCACCUCUCAGGGUGUAUCCAGCAAUGGACCCAAAGCUGACGUUGCUAGGAACAAGGAGGUUGAUCAUUUGUUGGCAAAAUUAGAAAAGGAGGGAGUGGAGAUAGAUGGCAAGAUAGCUAGUAUUAUUGAUGAUGAGAUAGCUCGAAUUAAAGCUGAAGCUGAGAGGGAGAACAUCAAUGAAGAAAAAAGGAGGAUUAAAGCACUGCUCACUAUUGCAGGUGUCGCUGUUGGUUUCGUCGUGGGUAUGAAGUGCGAAAUAGAUAAAUACCGUAAGGCAUUUGCCAAGAUAUAUGGAAGACCAAGUAGGUAAUCUUAGGAAAACACUGUUGGCUAAUUAUGGUAUGCAAAACCUAAGUUUUUAUUUCAUGCUAUACUGUGGUUUUUGGCAUGUGUAAUGUACUAACUCUUAUUUGGUAAGAUUACUUAGCAGUUCUAAGCUGCGUGGAGCAUGUGCCCUAAGUACUGCAUGCGGGUCAAAUGUUUGGUAAUUGUGUGUGAUGAUUAUCUAUGGACUGUUGUAUGAAUCAAGAUGGCGAUUUAAGGUUGCAAAAUUGUAAUUUAUGAAGUCAUCCGUGA
Messenger RNA from Triticum aestivum (bread wheat), 773 nucleotides. RefSeq lists its product as uncharacterized. The record is from RefSeq and is a predicted model, not a curated record. NCBI's taxonomy places the organism in Eukaryota, Viridiplantae, Streptophyta, Magnoliopsida, Poales, Poaceae. The coding region runs from base 130 to 507 and encodes 125 amino acids. The transcript is spliced from 3 exons.